CCUUACCCAGAUGAAGGGACCCCAUUCCUGUCCAUCAGCAUCUUGUCAAUAUUCAUAAGAAAGACAAAGGUGAAGAAGCAGCUUCUGAAGGAGGUGGCCGCAAACGAUCGCUGGCACGUCAACAACAAAUACGACCGGUCCCACACUCCCCUCACUGUGAAGGAGAUCAUCCGGCGUGCUAAGCAGUACAUUGACAAGGAGGUGACCUUUGAUGUGUUUUUUAAAAACUGCGAGCACUUUGUGACCAUGCUGCGCUAUGGUGAGGGGAUCUCUGACCAGGCCAACACAGCAAUCGGUAGGAUAGUGGACGCAGUAAGUGCCAUUGCUGCUGCUGUUAUCAGGGUGAGCAUGUCUGGGAGCAAAUCCAAGAGAGAGAAAUAA
This is a messenger RNA of Acanthisitta chloris (rifleman), 381 nucleotides long. RefSeq names its product phospholipid-metabolizing enzyme A-C1-like. The annotation marks the transcript as partial. Gene Ontology annotation, molecular function: A2-type glycerophospholipase activity; glycerophospholipid phospholipase A1 activity. Gene Ontology annotation, biological process: N-acylphosphatidylethanolamine metabolic process. NCBI's taxonomy places the organism in Eukaryota, Metazoa, Chordata, Aves, Passeriformes, Acanthisittidae. The record is from RefSeq and is a predicted model, not a curated record. The transcript has 2 exons. Gene Ontology annotation, cellular component: cytoplasm.